Micromonas commoda is the source of this 585-nucleotide messenger RNA. RefSeq lists its product with no specific name. The coding region runs from base 1 to 585 and encodes 194 amino acids. The transcript has a single exon. The record is from RefSeq and is a predicted model, not a curated record. Lineage: Eukaryota; Viridiplantae; Chlorophyta; Mamiellophyceae; Mamiellales; Mamiellaceae.
AUGCCGGACAAGACCUGGGACGUCCUCGGGGACCUCCCCUCCGACGCGUCCGCGACGAGCUCCGACGAAGACGACGACGGGGACCGCGGCGACGGAUCGCGCGGAGGAUCUCGCGCGGAUCUCGCCGCGCCCGAGCCGCGACGGGUGCGGGAGGUCACGUACGAGGACCUCGUGCGGCGGAGCUACGGCGGCGUCGUGGCGGCGAUGGACGAGGACGCGAGAAGGCGGAGGGGGGAGGAGGCAGAGGCGAGCGCGGCGGCGAAGGACGACGAAGGCGAGGGGACCAGAGGGAAGAGGCGCGACGAGCGCGAGGGCGAUUCGGAAGAUUCCGACUCGGACGCCAAGAGACCGCAACUCGUCCAAAACGCCUUCGGCAACUGGGAGAUGUGCGGACGCAAGCGGGUGCGACGCGAGGAGGAGUUCCUGGCGGAGGCGGCGGCGAGGCGGGAGGCGCGCGGGCCCACCCAGGGCGAGCGACGAUCGGCCGCGCUCAAGGAGGAGCUGGCGCAAAGGAUGGCGCGCGAAGAAAAGUUUGACCUCUCGCGCAUCGUCAACGCAAAGGCGACAAACGACAACCCGCGAUGA